Scleropages formosus (Asian bonytongue) is the source of this 3130-nucleotide messenger RNA. It is a transcript of the gene cd99, whose product is annotated as CD99 molecule. The transcript has 11 exons. Gene Ontology annotation, biological process: T cell extravasation; homotypic cell-cell adhesion; positive regulation of neutrophil extravasation. The record is from RefSeq and is a predicted model, not a curated record. Bases 170 to 781 code for a protein of 203 amino acids. NCBI's taxonomy places the organism in Eukaryota, Metazoa, Chordata, Actinopteri, Osteoglossiformes, Osteoglossidae. Gene Ontology annotation, cellular component: plasma membrane.
AGCGCGCACGCGCCUCUUUGGGGGUGGGGGAGGUGUUUCCCCGCCACACCCAUCAUGCGCCUCUUUUCUCUACUUACUUCACAGUCGGGAUUUUGCCGAAAGUUGUUUGUGUAGCUCCGCGUUACUGCACUACUUGUGCCCCUCCCCGAGCUCGCGCGCUUUUGCUGAGAUGAAGUCCUGCUUCUGGAUUCUUUUCUUCGCAACUUUUGCGCUGCGCGCGCUCCCCCAAGAAGGGUUUGAUCUUAGUGAUGCUUUUGGUGACGACGACAACCCCGCUCCAACAAAGCGCCCAGAGAAACCCAAGAGUGGAGGUGGUGGGAGUGCAGGGGAUUUUGAUCUCUUCGAUGCCUUUGGACCAGAUCCAACACCUCGGCCACCUGCGAAAGACCCAAAGAAGCCAGCAGGAGGUGGCUUUGAUCUAAAUGAUGCCUUUGGUCCAGACCCUGAGACACAGAAGCCCAAGGUGGUGGUCCCCAAAGAUGGUGGAACUGGAGGUGGGUCAUUUGGAGACUCAGACUUGGAAGACAUCGGUAACGACGGAAGCUAUAAACCAGAUCCAGGCAGGGGCGGAGCCCGUGCCGCUGACCCCGCCUAUGGAGGCGGUGGUGGUGGUGGUGGUGGUGCUGAUGAACCUCAAGAUUUAGCGCUACUGUGGGCCCAGUUCCUGAAGCAGCUCAGCGCUAACGUUCCCGAGAGCUUCCAUGAUUGGAUAAACAACUUAAAACAAGUAGUUGUGCCGUUGCUAGAGCGAGUCAUGAAGCUCCUUGAUGUGACCCAGUGAACGGGACUGCAUUUGUUCUUGUGAAGUUAACCUUCCUGCCUCUGUGUUGUCGCUGGACUUUUACUCGGCGGCAGGUCCUGCGGGGUCGUCUCUCACCACUGUGGCUUUUUUAAUUUUUUUUUUUUUUUUUUGUUUUUAAAAUAAACCUGGACUACUAUAACAUGGAUUUAAUUCGUGUUCCAGUCUGGGAGUCUCGAGGAUGGAGGAUAUAAUUUCCAGAGCGGUGGACCAUCACAAAUUUUCUUUUUGUCAGGCAGUCUUUAAACUCGAGUCACCGGCGUUGCAGCUUUUUAAUGCACCGUGAAGUGAACUGGGGCCUUUCCGGCUGGGAGUUUUUUUUUUUUUUUUUCUGUUUCUCACUUGCAUGGCUUAAUUUACACAAAAAUGAUAGCAAAAAAGAAGGAUGGCAUGAAGGUUGAAAUAGCGUGUGCCUUUGGCAUCAUUUACUGAUAGCUGAUUAAGGGUGUUUGAGGUUAGGCUUAGGUGGGGCUUUUAUUGUAGUCCUGUCUCUCUUUACUGGGAUUGAAGACUUUUAAAUGGGAUUUUUAGUCUAUAAUAAAUUACUUUUUUUCUUUUUUUUUAAAAAAAAAAAUAUGGGUUUCAUUCGGAGAUGUAAUCUCACAGCCUUAAAUUGUUUUGUCAUUUCUCAAAUUUGUUUGUAUUUAGGAACACACUGUUUGCUCAGCAGGCCUGACAGCUAAUGAAUUUAGCAGUGGCCUUAGUCUCCCUUAAGGGUUCUUUGCCUUUGUAUGUUCUUAAAAUACUAGAUUAUUUUAUGCAAAGCGAUCUGUCUUCUGUGUUGAAUGAACCUGCAGAAAUAUGGGCUGUAACCUUUCAUGUUUCUCUUUUUUGAACUGUUAAACUAUACUACCCAUGCACUAGUGAUGGGCGUAUUUGUAAUUAAUCUGAUUCUGCAACACUUUACUGCUCUUUUUAUAAAGAUUAGGUUUUGUAUCUAAUUUUUUGUUCCUUAGUUGCAAUCUUUCACUUGAAAAGCUUCUCAGGUUUUUGUUUACUCAAGUCCCCCCCCCCAUGCAUUACACAUUUUUAUUCUUGGUCUUAGAUUUUGUAAAUACAUUAAAAUGGUUGUUCUUUGGGUAACAGCUUGUCUGCUUGAAAUGAGACUUUCUGCCAUUUCAGGCUUCCUUUUCCACUCCAUGCCUGUUUGUGACUAGAGCAGCGCUGCAAAGGGGAAAUGGUUCCAUGUCUCCGUCUGUGGAGGUGGAAUCUUGCCCAGUAUCUUCAUUAUGUAUUGAAUAUGUGCGAGAGAAGCUUACUGGACUUCAGCCCUUAUGGUAUUUUCCAGUGUUAAAUCGUUCUGAGUUGUCAGUCAGUUUCGCAUAUAAACACCCGGUGGAGUAUUUCAUCAUAUUGCUUUUUCUCAUAUUUUUUUAUUAUUUUUUUUUUUCUGUGUGCAUUUGUGUCAGAAAUCUCUGUACAGUCAUUCCCUGCUUAAGACAUGGUCUGGUUUUGGAAAUCUGCUUGUUAGGGAAGUUCACAUUAAGUCAACAUACCAUUUGUUUUGGUUUGAAUGGAGAAUGUUUUCUCCUACCAAAAAAAAAAAUAUAUCAUUCUCCACCAUGUAUACAUCCAUAAUUUUUUUUUUUUUUUUGUAAAAUAGACAGAAUAAUAUCAGGACAGUUAGUUCUUUGCACUGAUUUAUUAAGACACAAUACUUGAUUACCAGUCAUUAACAUUGUAAUGCUGACUUGGUCGGUCACCCACUUGGCUGAAUUGUCAGUACCCACCGUAUGUUCAUCUUGCUUUUCAGAGUGUUUUAACGGAGUCAUUCUUUAAGGGAAUAAAUGGGUGCAAGUCAGUGUUUCUUCCAAAGCUCAUUAAGAAAAAGUCCACUAAGCAUGGCAUGCCUGUGCAGGGUCUCCCCCCCCCACCCCCGUCUUUCUUUCAUGUGUUCCUUUAAGGUUUCAGUUCCGUGAGAUUUGGAGAAAAAAUAAAACUUUCAAUGUGAGGGCUAGAUACUGGAGUCUAGCCAGGGUUGUGCUCGGGUUCUCAUGUUACCAUUAAAUAAAGACACAUCUUCAUAAAGUGACUGAAUAAAGUUUCCAAUUUCCUCUAAUUGUUUCCGAGGAAAAGAACUUACUUUCUUGCGUUCAUGAAUUUUAACAAGUCAAUAGAUCCAUUUUCCUUUAUUCAGCUAAGGCUUACGGCAAGUUCUUUACAGGUUAUAGAAAAAGUACAUUGUUUCCUAAACAGAAUAAGAAUGUGCUGCCAUCUUCUGGAAAAUAUUAGUGGCUUCAGACUGGAAAGAUGUCUAAGAAAAAACACAAGUCACAAGGAUUUCGGUUGAUAUGGACUUUCAGCACUGCAUGUGUCUGUGUGUGUCCUUAC